This is a messenger RNA of Terrapene triunguis (Three-toed box turtle), 6129 nucleotides long. It is a transcript of the gene TSPOAP1, whose product is annotated as TSPO associated protein 1. Gene Ontology annotation, biological process: neuromuscular synaptic transmission. The transcript is spliced from 22 exons. Gene Ontology annotation, molecular function: protein binding. Lineage: Eukaryota; Metazoa; Chordata; Testudines; Emydidae. The coding region runs from base 85 to 5142 and encodes 1685 amino acids. The record is from RefSeq and is a predicted model, not a curated record.
GUUACUAAGGAACGGGAUUCUGCUCUUCAGAAGAGCCAAGGACUCCAAACCAAGCUGGAGAAUCUAGAGCAGGUGCUGAAGCAUAUGAGAGAUGUGGCUGAGCGAAGGCAGCAGCUGGAGGCUGAACACGAGGAAGCCCAGCUAGCACUGCAGGAGAAACAAGAGGAAGUCAGAUGGUUGCAGCAGGCCCAGGCAGAGGCAAAAAGGGAACAUGAAGGAGCAGUACAGCUACUAGAGGCCCAGGUGAGAGAUCUGGAGGAUCAGUGCCGCAGCCACAUCGAACAGUUCAGCCUCUUGUCUCAGGAACUCAAACGAUUCCAGCUACAGACAGGAAAGACUGGUCCUCUGACCUCAACAUUGGUGACUUCUGAGCUCCCGCUCAUGCCCUGCUGUUCCAUCCCUCAGUCCCAGUGCCGCCAGUGGGAGAAGGAUCCAGAUGUUGCCCCUGCACGUCCUGCUCUUCAGUGCACUAAGAAGAUUCAUGAUGAAGGGAGUAAAGAGCUGGAAUCAUUAUCUCCGAUCCCUGAUCCCAUGUCUAGUGUCACCAAAAUUCCAGGCUCAGGUGCUGCUGCCACAUCUCAGAAGCAAGUCAAGAGACUGGAGUCCCAGUCAAGCUCUUCGAAAUCCGAAUCCAUGCAGAACAGUCCCAAGUCCUGCCCCACUCCAGAGGUGGACACUGCAAGUGAAAUGGAAGAACUGGAUGUUGAUAGCAUCUCUUUGAUUCCAGAGUCAGGGAGCCAGGGCCCUGCAAACCUCCAAGUCUUCCUAGCUCGUUACAGCUAUAAUCCUUUUGAUGGUCCUAAUGAGAACCCGGAGUCAGAGCUCCCACUGACUGCUGGAGAAUAUAUUUACAUCUAUGGGGACAUGGACGAGGAUGGCUUCUUUGAAGGGGAGCUAAUGGAUGGCAGGAGAGGGCUGGUCCCCUCCAAUUUUGUUGAACGAGUUUCAGAUGAUGACCUCAUGACCUUUCUGCCUCCAGAGGUAAAUGAUCUCACCCAGAGCUCGUGCCGCGAGAGGAGCUUUGUCGGUGCAAGCACUAGCAGUGGAGAGAGAAGUGAUCACUCUGCUGACGAGGCCAGUGUCAGUCCAUUGCCUAGUAGACCAGAAGACCAGGAGGAGCCUGUCAAUCACACAGCAGUGCCUUACCCGAGAAAGCUGACUGUGAUCAAAGAGCUCAGCAGCAGCAUAGUUGUAGGCUGGGAGCCACCACUUUUGCCAGCUGGCAGUACAGACAUACAGAGCUAUAACGUCUAUGUGGAUGCAGAGUUAUGCCAGAAUGUGAAGAGUGGCUCUCAAACUAAAGCUGUGAUCGAGAAGCUGGACUUGGAGCUGAAAGCCUAUCGCAUCUCCGUGCAAAGUGUGACAGAGCAAGGAAGCUCCGAUAAACUGCGGUGCACUUUCUGUGUAGGGCAAGAUUUCUGCAUAGCACCAACGCUGCUGAAAAUCAGAAGCAUGACAGCGACCUCAGCAGAGGUUACCUGGCUACCAUGCAACAGCAACUACGUUCAUGCAGUGUACCUCAAUGAGGAAGAGUGUGAUACCACAAAGCCAGGUGUCUACUGGUACACUUUCCACAGCCUGCACCCUAGCACUCAGUACGUUGCCAAGGUGGAGGCCCGGCCCCCCAGGGUGCUCUGGGAGUUGCCCCAGGAGAGGCGUGAGCAGAAAUCAGCAGCGAUACACUUCACUACUCCCUUAGCAGGAACUCCUGAUGCACCACUUGAUGUCCAAGCAGAGCCUGGCCCCUCAGCAGGCAUUCUGGUUAUCAGUUGGCUACCUGUCACCAUUGAUGCAGAAGGCUCAUCGAAUGGGGUCCGAGUUACCGGUUAUGCCGUGUAUGCCGAUGGACAGAAGGUGAUGGAAGUUGCAUCUCCAACUGCUGGCAGUGUCCUAGUGGAGCUGUCCCAGCUGCAGAUGUUCCAGGUGUGCCGGGAGGUCUCCGUGAGAACUAUGUCUCUGUAUGGAGAAUCAGCUGAUUCAGUGCCAGCCCAGAUCCCCUCAGCCUUGCUGAAAGCUUCUAGACAUUCCUCACUAUCACAGGCUGUUGUUUCUACCAGUCUUACUUCCAGAGUGAUCUGUGGGGAACCCAAGGGCUCUCAUCCCAAGCGAAUGCCAGUUACACACUGCACAGCUCCGCUCUUCCCUCCACAGAAGUGUUCCACUGACAGUUCAGAUGCCAAAUUCACUGUCCACACCACUCCCAGCGGUGACAGCUCAGUGAAGUGUCUGCCAGGGAAGAUCUCCCCACACCUGCGCCUCUCCUCUCCCCGGGUUUCCUCGCUGCAAGUGUUGGGCACAUCAUCCCCAGUUUCAGACACUGCAAGUGAUGAGCAGUGUCUGACUUCCCUUCCGCAGCCUACAGGAGUGGGCGAAGAACCCGAGCCGUCGAGGGCCGCAGCAUUGAAGGGCCCUGGUGAAGACAUCCAGGCCCAGGGGACGGAGGAGCUCUCGGUGAGCAAAGAACCGGAGCUAGAAAGCAGUGACGGGAAGAUGCCCAUGGAGACCUGCCACGCAUGCUUUGUGGAGGAGCGGUUGCAAGAGUCAACCAUUAACAGAGAGAGGAAGGCAAAUGAGCAAUGCUUGAGUCCAGAGCCUCAGCUCUCCACCCACCAGGCUGAGCUGGGUGUGGACAGUUGCAGAGACUCAGACAGGAAUGGAAGCGUGUCCCCUGGAAAGAAACUGAUGAAAGAAAUUUCCCGAGGAGACUCUUCUCUGAUGGUGCCCAAAGUCAAACGAGAGGAAGAGAAAAUAGCAGAAGCAGGAAAACGGCAGCUGAAUCUGCUUGCUGAGCACAGCCGCAGCUCUGACCUGUCGGAUAUUUUGGAGGAGGAGGAGGAGGAGGACCUGUGUUCAGACAUGCAGGGCGAGAAGCAGUGGGACCCAAGGGCUUACUGCAGCGGAGAGAACGGGGGAAAGCUGGAUCCUUGUGACACCGAUAGCGAUGAGGAAAUUCUGGAGAGGCUUCUGGAGCUCCCACAUCAGCAGAACUGCAGCAAGAAGUUAUUUAGCAUUCCCGAAGUGACAGAGGAAGAGGAUGAAGAGGAGGAGGAAGAAAAGUGUGUUCAUGUGGAGAAGAGAGAAUCCCCAGACUGCUUCCUGGAGAGACGUCCAUACCAUGCAGAAAGGAAGGGGAUGCCCCAUCCCAUAAGUGCCCCUCAGGCAUUUCCAAACACAGAUGGUAAUGACACCUACCAAAAUCUUUCCAUGCAGGCGCCCCAAGAGGCUCCUGUUCUUCAGAAGACCAGAGAAGACUCUGACAAUGAGAAUCCUGCCUAUCUGGAGCUGAGCUGGACUCAGAAGAGGGGUAGCUGUAAUUGGGGUUACCAGGAGAGUAGAAUGAAGCCCACUGCAGGCACAAGCCCCCAGUCGGGCAGAAAGAAAGGAGGUAAUUCUCAAGAAAGGGCCCAUGAUCUGCCUGAGGUGAACAGGAAGAAACGGAGCGAUGUCAAAGAGCAUUGUAGUCGCCUGCUGAACACCUGCAGCCUGACAGGAGGCAGCUUGUACAGAGCCCAGAGCCUCAAGGAGAAGCUGAAUGUCGUAAGCAGUGCUAGUGGCAAGGGCGGGUCAGAAGUCUGUGGUCAUGCAAGACCAGGCACCUUUAGAAAAUCCCACAGAAAGUUAAUGCCUUCAGACCUAGCAGAGCCCGCUGCAUUGACAACCCACUGCUUCAACACAAGGAGCCUCGAGAUCAAUAUUGAAUAUGACUCAGAGGAAGAUCAGGAUCUGACCUUCCCUUCCAGCCCCGGGAGCAGUGAAUGGCCAGAUGGCAGCGUGGAGGGGUCCCAGACUGGCUGUGAAGGGUGGAGUGAUUGCUCCAGUCAGUCUGAGUCUGCCCACUCUGAUGGGAGAACCCCGCUGAAGAAGCAAGAGUUUGGGGAAGAGAAAGGAAUGGAGUGGGCUGGGUCUCCAAGCCACCACCCACAGUUACCUUGCCCAGAGAAGGAGGCACUGAGGAGUGAAGGCAACUCAGAGGAGCAAGGCUGGGAACGAGCGGAUAAUCCAGCUGGCUGGAGGAGGAUGCCGGAGCGCCCUUGGAGGGGGAUACACAGUGCUGCGUUGCACGCAAGGGUCUGGGCUUCUGAUAAUGAAGAUCUGAGGUUACAAGAGUUACUUGGCUCACCAGCUUGGCAGACUCCAACCCGAAAAGGGAACAAGACCUUGAGAAGAAGCCGAAUCUUGAAAUCUUCCAUCUCCAGUUCAGGCUCAGCUUCAGAGGCUGUUGUUACAGACAACUCAGUAAGGAUAUUUGUGGCCCUUUUUGACUAUGACCCCAUUUCUAUGUCACCUAACCCUGAUGCAGCUGAAGAAGAGCUCCCAUUUAAGGAGGGGCAGAUUCUGAAGGUGUGUGGCGACAAAGACGCUGAUGGGUUUUACAGAGGUGAAUGUGCAGGAAGGGCAGGGUACAUCCCUUGUAACAUGGUGUCUGAAGUUCAGGUGGAGAGUGCGGAAGUGAGGAAGGAGCUGUUAAAGCAAGGUUACAUUCCUGCUGCCACAUCGGUGGAAAGCAUAGGAAAUGGUACAUUUGCUCCACCUCCACGCCGCCUCACGGUCCCUCCUCCGAAACCCAGACGUGCCAAGAAAGCAGACCUGGAGAAACAGGAAAACUACAAGCCUCGUCCAGGGUCCAGGUGGCAGGACCUUGGGGCUGAUCUGAUCACACCUAGGACCAUGGUGGCUGCUUUUGACUACAACCCUCGGGAGAGCUCUCCAAAUGUGGAUGUGGAGGCUGAGCUGACAUUUACUGCUGGAGACGUUAUCACAGUGUUCGGGUCCAUGGAUGAUGAUGGAUUCUAUUACGGGGAGUUAAACAGACAGAGAGGCCUUGUCCCAUCUAACUUCCUGGAAGCUGUCUCUCUGGACAGAGGAAUGACUGAGGGGCUUCAUUUGGAAGACCAAGACACAUGUGCAGUGAAUGCCGAGAGUCAGCUGAAUUCAGAUGGGCCUGGUGAACAGAGGGACCCCUUGCCUAACAUUCCUGAAGUGCCACCUUCCUGCACUCUCAUUUGUGACCCGAGUCCAGACCAAGCAUCACUGGAGACUCUUGAAUCAAGUGACUUGUCCACUCAGAGUAAAAAGAAAAGAAGCUUCUUCUGCAAGGGGAAAAAGCUCUUAAAGAAACUAGGGCCCAGUAAGAAGAACUAGAAAAGGAUGUUGCUGAUCUCCGUAAGCCUGUCUGGAGGCCCAGGCAGGGAGAUUUCUGACAAGCCCUCUGCAGCAAACAGACCACCGCAGAGUAUUGGAAUAAGGAAAAGUGAACUUUGAUUAUUAAAGACUUGGAAUGGCUCCAGCCCUAGGCCUCCUUCACCUCAUCUUCACAUAGAGCCCUGCCGCUGUGGGACUGCACACUCAGUGUAGCGAGUGUCUGGGCAGAGGUAGUGCUCCUGCAGCUGGGGCAGUGCUGAAAGGGGCCUGGGAGCUCGGGUGCAGGUACCUGGGAAAGGGGCCUGGGAGCUCAAGUGAAGGUACCUGGGAAAGGGGCCUGGGAGCUCGGGUGCAGGUACCUGGGAAAGGGGCCUGGGCGCUCGGGUGCAGGUACCUGGGAAAGGGGCCUAGGAGCUCGGGUGCAGGUACCUGGGAAAGGGGCCUAGGUGCUCGGGUGCAGGUACCUGGGAAAGGGGCCUGGGAGCUCGGGUGCAGGUACCUGGGAAAGGGGCCUAGGCGCUCGGGUGCAGGUACCUGGGAAAGGGGCCUGGGAGCUCGGGUGCAGGUACCUGGGAAAGGGGCCUGGGCGCUCGGGUGCAGGUACUUCGCAGUAGUGUGCCCAGAUCCAACCAGCUCUCAACAGCACCAACUCCUUGUAAAUAUUUUAAUGUCAAAGAAGAUAUUCUGGCUGUAAUUUUGCUAACCGGCCCGACUCCUUUGUUGUAAGACUGAGACCCCGUUGACUAGUGUGCCCUGGCAUUUCUCUCUUCCGUUCAGAUGAGGCUGUUGGCGACUCCUCCACUCCCUGAAAUGAGGGUUUGCACUUGAUUCUCUCCCUGUCGACCCCUUUUGCUGCCUCUGGGCUGAUGAGUUAGACAUUUGUACUGUAAACCUGUAAAUAUGCAGCUGUGCCUAGGAGCCUCCUGCCUGUCUCAGUCGUGCUGCACUGCGACAGUUCACCAAGAAGGAAGGAGUAGAUUGGGGGGA